ACCUGCUGCUGAAUCGGCCUCCGUUAAGCCCCUUUAUUGUGCACAUGCUGGACUGGUUUGAGGAGGAAGAUCAGUAUAUCCUCAUUCUAGAGUAUUCUGAGCCCUGCCGAGACCUGUACGGAUUCAUCCUCCAGGAAAAGCUGAGUGAAUCACAGGCACGUAGCUUGAUGUACCAAGCGGUGCUCGCAGCCAAGCACUGUCUUGACGGAGGCGUCUUCCACCGUGACAUCAAGCUAGACAACUACGUGAUCAACACGGCGACGAACCGGGUCCAACUGAUAGACUUUGGCUGCGGUGAAGUCGCCGAAAGUGGCAUUAAGGGGCAGUUCAUUGGAUUUGCCUGCCCUCCUGAAUAUUUUGCGGAUUUUGAAUAUGCGGCCGAGCCAACCACCGUCUGGUCUCUGGGGAUUAUGAUGCACAGAACGGUGUGCAGCUGUAACCCCCUGAGAAAGGAAGAUGGCCGCCUGAGUUUUGACUCCAGAGUCUCCGCAGAAUUUCAGGAGUUGAUCACAUGGUGCCUGGCUCUCAAUCCAGCGGAGAGAGCGACCAUGGAGGACAUCCUGCAGCACGAAUGGUUUCGUCAGGAACGAAUGUCCGGAGCCAUUUAGGAGUCAGGUAGUAUGACAUCAGAGGUAAGGCAGAUGAUGACAGAAAUUGUCCAAGCAGUGAUGUCAUGUGCUUCAACUUUUCCUCGCAUUUAUCCAUUCAGCAGAUUCUCGAUGUCAGCCGGAGUGAGGAAAGAGCAGAGAGUCAGGGUCCUUCAGCUUAGUUUAAGGGCCCUGACACACCAAGGAGACGCUCGGCCAAAGUUGGGUCGCCGUUGAGCGUCGCUCAGUUUUUUGCGGUGGCACAAGUCGAACCUCGUCGGGUGCGUUUUUGCCGAUCAAGCAUGUUGAGUCGGUACGGCACCAAAGGUGAGAGAGAACUCUGAUUGGCUGUUGAGUUUAGUCCAAUGAGUUAAAUGAGUCCAUGAGCCUAAAAGGGAAAGUGAUGAAGGCGAGCAAAGAAUUCAAGAUGCCGCAGACAGUUUGCAAAUGGUAGGCAAGCGCUGCUUUGCUCAUGUUUUUUUCUCACUAGAUCUCGCAGCAAUGUUAUUAAGUUUGCAGUGGAUUCAAACAUUUUUCUCGCAGCGCUGUUUAGUAACGGUGUCACGUGAUCAAGAUUGGCCCAUCUGUAAAACUACGCUGCCAAAUACUGGUCCGUUAUUGGUUAGUUGAUAAACGGUCCACGCUGCGAAGCUUAAACGGCGUAGCGUGGUUUCGUUUGUCGUUUUGUGUUUAUGUGCGAUAUAAAGGGGGGGGGGCACCACUGCGACCUCUAACAAAAUGUAGUCGCACCGGCAGGAAAAAGGUCAUAAAAUAUGAUCAUUUAGUCGCAGUCUGGAGCCUUUUAUAAAUAGGAGCAGCAAAUUUAGUGCCCCCCAGAAAAUUUACUUGUUGCAAAAAUGAGCAUAAGAUGAAUUUGACAAAACAAGAACACUAAAGUAAGCUUAUCCUAAGCGAGAUCACAGUGACUG
Megalobrama amblycephala (Wuchang bream) is the source of this 1516-nucleotide messenger RNA. RefSeq names its product serine/threonine-protein kinase pim-1-like. The transcript is spliced from 3 exons. Lineage: Eukaryota; Metazoa; Chordata; Actinopteri; Cypriniformes; Xenocyprididae. The record is from RefSeq and is a predicted model, not a curated record. Gene Ontology annotation, biological process: regulation of mitotic cell cycle; negative regulation of apoptotic process; protein autophosphorylation. Gene Ontology annotation, molecular function: protein serine/threonine kinase activity; ATP binding. Gene Ontology annotation, cellular component: cytoplasm. Bases 45 to 608 code for a protein of 187 amino acids.